UUCACUCGGCGUCCUUCUUCCGGCGCAGAGAUGCCGUGAUGGAUCUCAAACAAGUGAAAGAGUGGGGCGUGUUAAUUUGCCACUGUUGAUAAUAAGAGCCACUUCGUGCGUCACGGUGCGCUCUCCACCCAGUACGUCAAUUGUUGGCAGUGCAGCACGUGAUGCUCCGUCCUGCACUGUCCUGUGAGCGCUCAGUCAGUACCACAGCCGCUCACACACACACACAUACACAUACACAUGCUCGUGGUGGAUGUAUUCAUGCCUCUCUCCAGAUAUUCUCUGAGAACUGCGAUCGCUUAAGCCCGGAUUUUACUGCUACACAAGACUCACGGACUGAAGCCAAGAACUGAAAUCCAGCAAUCGCUCUUCAGCAUCGCUCUUCCUUUCAUCCCCACCUGACGUUUGGCCUCUGUCACUUCUUCCCGUCUCUCGCUCUCUGUUUCUCUCUCCACUCGCCCCCACCCCCACCCCCCUCCUGACCCUCAGCCUCCCUGAUGCCUAAGAACAGCAAGGUGACACAGCGCGAGCAGAGCCAUGAGCACGUCACAGAGUCGGUGGCUGACCUGCUCGCACACGAGGAGCCGCUCGACUACAAGAGCAGCUCCCUGAAUGUCGGAGGGGCGGCGGGGAAGAAAGUCCCUCAGAUAGAGGUCCCUGAAAACGAUGGGCGACCCGCCUGGAACAGCAAACUGCAGUACAUCCUGGCCCAGGUGGGCUUCUCUGUGGGCCUGGGGAACGUGUGGCGCUUCCCUUACUUGUGCCAAAAGAAUGGAGGAGGCGCCUAUCUGGUUCCUUACUUCAUCCUCCUCCUCAUUAUUGGCAUCCCUCUCUUCUUCUUGGAGCUGGCAGUGGGUCAGAAGAUCAGGCGUGGAAGUAUCGGGGUGUGGAACUACGUCUGUCCCCGCCUGGGUGGAAUAGGAAUGUCAAGUCUGAUGGUGUGCGGCUUUGUGGGUCUCUACUAUAAUGUGAUCAUCGGUUGGAGCAUUUUCUACUUCUUCCAGUCCUUCCAGUAUCCUCUCCCAUGGAGUGACUGCCCAAUCAGAAAGAAUGGGACACUUGCCAUUGUGGAGCCAGAAUGUGACAAAAGCUCUGCUACGACCUAUUUCUGGUACCGGCAGACUCUGAACACGACCAGCACCAUCGCAGAGAGCGGCGGCCUCAACAUCAAAAUGACCCUGUCUCUGCUGGUAGCCUGGAUCAUUGUCUGCCUCGCUGUCAUUAAAGGAAUCGCUUCCUCUGGGAAGGUGAUGUACUUCAGUUCUCUUUUCCCCUACGUGGUGCUGUUCUGUUUCCUGGUCAGGGGUUUAAUGCUGAAGGGCUCCGUAGAUGGUAUCGCUCACAUGUUCACACCCAAGUUGGAGAAGAUGCUGGAACCGCAGGUGUGGAGGGAGGCCGCCACCCAGGUCUUCUUUGCCCUCGGUCUGGGUUUUGGAGGAGUCAUUGCCUUCUCCAGUUACAAUAAGAUUGACAACAACUGCCACUUUGAUGCCGUGCUCGUCUCUGUCAUCAACUUUUUGACCUCCAUUUUGGCCACACUGGUUGUGUUUGCUGUGUUGGGCUUCAAGGCCAACAUCAUGAAUGAAAAGUGUGUUGUGGAGAAUGCAGAAAAGAUCCUGGGAUACCUCAACUCCAACGUCCUGAGUCAUGAUCUUAUUCCUCCACAUGUGAACUUUUCCCAUCUCACCACGUCGGACUACGCUGAGAUGUACGGGGUCAUUAAAACGGUCAAAGAGGACAGCUUUCCCCAGCUGGGUCUGGAGCCGUGUGUUCUGGAGGAUGAGCUGAACAAAGCUGUCCAGGGCACCGGCCUGGCCUUCAUCGCCUUCACAGAAGCCAUGACGCAUUUCCCAGCAUCUCCCUUCUGGUCAGUCAUGUUCUUCUUCAUGCUCAUCAACCUCGGUCUGGGCAGCAUGAUCGGCACCAUGACUGGCAUCACCACACCUGUCCUUGACGCCUACAAAGUCCAGAAGGAGCUUUUUACAGUGUGUUGCUGCAUCAUCGCUUUCUUAUGCGGCUUGUUGUUUGUUCAGCGGUCGGGAAAUUACUUUGUCACCAUGUUCGAUGAUUAUUCGGCUGGUCUGCCUCUCACUGUAGUGGUCAUCCUGGAAAAUCUGUCUGUUGCUUGGAUAUAUGGCACCAAAAGGUUCAUGCAGGACCUGGAGGACAUGUUAGGUUUCCGACCUUAUAUUAUCUAUUUCUACCUUUGGAAGUACGUCUCCCCUCUCUGUCUUAUCGUUCUCAUCUCGGCCACUGUCAUCGAGAUGGCCAUCAGCCCACCAGGAUACAACGCCUGGGUUGAAGAGCUGGCUCAGGAACGCUUCCAGAGCUAUCCUCCCUGGGCUCUGGCCAUGUGCUUCGCUCUUAUCGUUGUGGCCAUGCUUCCGCUCCCUGUUGUCUUCAUCGCCCGACACUUCAACUUGAUGUCAGACGGCUCUAACAAGCUGUCUGUCUCUUACCAUAAAUCUAUGAUGAAGGACAUAUCCAACCUUGAGGAGCAGGAUGAGGCUAGAUUCAUCCUUGGAGGCAAACCAGGCGAGGCCCCAUCAUCAGGGCCAGCACGCAAACCCUUCCUGACAUCUGGAGGAAACAAACCCAUGGACUCCCUGUCUCCAAACAUCUGCUAUGGUACUAGCUACCAAAAUGCUGCCAUAAGCCCCACCACACCAACUACACCAAGCACACCUCUCACACCAGAGUCUGACUCUUGACUGUUGCCCAGUCUUGACAGACUCCCCUCUGACCACCCCUGUAGCACAACUUUACCCAUGAGGUCUCCACUGGAGCUCAGCGCAGCUCCAGGAAUCCUCACCACUGCCCUGCUAACGCCACAAAACUGUACGUAGCCAUCCAGUUUAUGAGCGCUUCCAAAAUAACACAAAGGAACUUCAUGAGAAGAUUUCCAGAAUGUUUCCGAGCAUCUGGAAGUUAGAAAACAGGAAAAAAGGGAUGCAUUUCACUCUUUUACAAUAAACAAAACUCUGGAAUCAGGUUGAGAUUAACAGUGACACACUACAUCUGUAUAUAUUUAAAAACAUCAGGUUAAUGUGUUCAGAAUGAAGUUCUGUGAUCUGAUUUUCUUUGCCUUAGUUUAAGGAUCCCCUAGCAGACACCGACCCCAUAGUAUAAGGAAAAUGUCUGCACAGUGCAGGUAGUGUGAAAGAGUGAAUGUAGUAGAGUUUGUGAGGUUCUGCUGGUUUCCUAUGUAGCAAUAAUGGGUGUCAAAGCCAUGUACCACUUAAUACACAGCAGGUUUUCUUUAUAUUAGAUGUUAUGCAGUCGACAAGGUGCAGCUGAAAAGUUCCAAAACCAUACCUGAUUCAGAUUUGGACAAAUUGUUCUUCAAGGUCAUGCUCAGCACAGCUGUGGGAAGUCCCAUUUUCAUUCCACAGUGUGCGCUGUGAAUUCAAGUCACAACUAAACUCUACUGUAACGUCCUGAGGUGUCUGAGGAAGACAUUCACAGCAAACCACCUGACCUGUGGUGUUUGCCACUGUGUGUUGGCGCACAAGAAAUAAAAAAAAACACAAAACACUCGACUCUGUAUGUUUAAGAAAAUGACCUUAAAGGUGAGCACUUCCAAAUUAAGAUCAGGUAACGUUUUUGGCCACAGACUCGCAGCUCUGUUCUGAUGCCGUGAGAUUUGUUUUCAUAGGACUAUGAUUUGUAAAAUAUGCUAAGACGACUCUAAAGGCACCCGUUUAUGUUCCAAUCAGACCCCACAUCCACCUCCUCCUGUAAUUUGUGUGUAGAGUCUAUUGUUGUUGUUCAUUUUGUAAAAACAAAACAAGGUGUAAAAUCACAAUGUACAGUAUAGUUAUAGUAAUAUAACAUACCUUUAGGACUCUGGGUUUUAUUAACCGGGAGCUCAAACAACUUUCAUUAUCCAUCACUCUCACGUCUUCGUCUCUGUGCUGUAGAAAUACACUCAUUUCAGUUUCUCCACCAAAGAGUUAAAAGUAAACAACAAAACACUUGAAAUCUGCUCCAGAAUAACAGACCUGUUACACUGGACUGCAGUGAAAGUGAACUACAACCCAAAACACAAGGCGGGCACGAAGCACGCAAAAUUUGCUUUUCUCCUCCUUCAAAAAAGCACAAAGGAGAUUUUGACUCACUGAGCACAAGCAGAUUAUUGGCUGGAAUUGUCUCAAGCAUUGAUCCACAUAUUAAAAUUAACUCCUGCCGAGACAUAUUAUGGGACACACAGCAAUAUAUAUUUAUAUUGGAGCACAAACUCUGUUAACUUUGAACAAAAAAAAUGAACUUAAAAUAAGAAAAAUAUCUACGGACCAAAAGAUUAAAAAGGAAAAAUCCCAAUUCUGUGAACUUAUCAGCCGACCUGAUAGUGUGCACCUUUGAAAGCCUUAGACUCCUCAUGCACAGACAGAAAUACACAUGCACACACAUACACACUCUGUGUUACAGGCCCUGCCGUGGCGCAGCAGGGAUUACGGUGAUGGUCGCUGACUUGAGUUUAAACUGAGCACAUUUUAAUUCCUAUUUAAAGGAAUCUUUAAUUUAUUUUUUUAUCACAAUAUUUAAAGCCAUGGUGUUUAGGUAUAAAUGGACUAUAUUUAUAUUCCUGUAUAUUUGCUGUUACGUAGGCGUGAUGAAUUACAAAGAUUUAUCUUUUACAAGCGUUUAGUAUGUAUACUGUGUAUUUUAAUCUUGUGUGACGCUUAUUGAGUCUGUACAUUUUAGGACUGUUCUGUAGUUUGUGGAGCUGAUCGUGGACAUGAAAAUGAUGCUGCACUGUGGAGCUGAUGUACGGUCUUGUUUAGUCGUGUGUGUCCACUUCCGGUUUAGUGGUCUAAUCGUUCGCCAAAAGAUGCUCUCAAAAUGUCCUGUUAGCCAACAGGUUCAUGAAAGGUUGUCUCUAAAUACGCUAAAUAUGUUUAGCGUAGAUGACACAGCAUGCUAACAUCCUGAGCAGAUAUCUUUCCAGAUGUGUACAAAACAUGCAAGCACAUUUUUUUUUUAGGUUGAACCACUCUGAGGUCACCCAUUGAUUUUGGACUUUGUUCAACUUUUUAAUCCUCUGGUAUUUGGACAAGACUGUGGCAUGCUAAGUUAUAAGCUAAAGUUAGCAGGCUUGCUACUAAGCUGCAUUCAUAAUCUGUACAGCUUCAAUGCACAAUAAUAAACACCUGCUAAUAAAGCUCAACAACAAGGUUCCAGAAAGUAAAUUUCUCCACAGGGAUUUUAAUUAUGAGCUAUAAUGUUUUAGCCGUCUAAAGUAGACUCACUACAAGCUACAACAUAAUCAAACUAUGGUGCGACAAAUCUGCUCCUGUGGAGACCAAAAAGUCUGCAUGAGAUGGAAAAGAACUACACUAACCACAAUCCUAAAUUGAAAAAGUGACAUCUCUGAUGAUGGAGGUUGUUGUUACCAUGGAAAUGUUAAAACGAGCAAACAUCGGGUCAUUUAGUGAGCGGUGAUUACAGUCAUUACUGAAGCAUUGAGUUAUAGGGAUGUGUAGUUCUUUUACCAUUAAAAGUACUUAUAUACAUAGUCUGGUACUUUUGUCCCGUUUUAUUUUUUCUUUGUGUUUUUAUUCACCUUAUAGUUGUUUAAAACUACGGUUUAAAAAGUUUAACACUCUUUAUAUUAAGAUUUUCUGAAACAUUAGUGAAGGAAACAAAUGGAAAAUUAACUUCUGGAACCAGAACCUUUAAAAAAGUUAGUGUUCACUGUUGAGCUGUGUUAAGAAAGGCCACACCCCUGACUCUAGUAUCCAGAUCUAUUAGAUUAAAAAACAUGUAGCCAACACAGAGUCAAUAAAAGGGAAAUUUAUCCAUAGAAGCAAAGAACAUUUUUCAUUUUUAGUGCUUCAAAGGUUAGCAUCUUAACAUGGGAGCCUAUAGGGAUUGACUCACUUUUGGAGCCAGCCUCAAGUGGCCACCAGAGGAACUGCAAUCCUGGAGGUUGCUGCUUGGGUGGUCCACACCUUUGCAAAUUUAUUUAGAGGCAGGGGAAAAAGUGCUGAUUCAAAAACACAGCAUCCAGACAAACACUUUACUGGAAAAAUCAUAUUGGGGGGAAAAACACAGACACAUGUAUCAGGAAUAUGCUGUGUUUUUUUCAACUGCUCUAUAUGUGAAAAAUACAGUUUCCUUUAACAGUGUAAGGAUUCAGAAAUGAAUGUAACACGGUAGGUUUGAUCCACAAAGUGGGAUUUUUUUUUCUGUUUGAUUGGUUUUGUUUUUCUCUCUGAAUCAAACAUUUUCAGCUUCCAAGCACAUUUUUUAUCCAAGUUUGCAUGGAGAGACCUGAGCAAAGGGUUUGGCUAAUCCUCCUUUGGCAAUGUUUUCGCCCCCUGGUGGUAGCUCUAUGAACAGCAAGUUGUGACAGUCCAUUCAGGAAUUAGUUUUCUGCUGUGUAAUGAGUGGAUCACUAGUGUGGUUACAGAUGUUUUGUGUUUGGUGUGUGAGCCGUUUUAGUGUAAGAGUGUAUCACGCAGACAUCUCUGGUGUGUUCAUGUCUGUAAAUAAUGUUAUGUAACCAAACUAUUCUGGAGAUAGAUUUUAUUAACGUGAUGUAGAUUAAUGUCUUCAAAGUUUUAGCAGUAAGUAUAACAAAAGUUAGAAAUGAAUGUGAUCAAUGCACUUUUUUCACAAGACUGCAAAAAGCUAACGUCUGUUUUCGUUGUCUUGUUUCCAGUACAUUUCAAAUUUGAUGAAAAGCAAUAUGAUGUUAUUUAAAUGACAGAAUAACUGUGGCUGAAAGCAAAUCCUGUCUGUGAAAAGCAAUCCUUAGAAAUAACCCCCAACACUGAUGUGUGCACAUGUGUGUGUGUGUGCGAGAUGUGAGUUUGGCUUGGUGUGUGCAAGGCCUUAGUGAGCACACACUUCAAACACUAUACAGGAGACACAUGUCCCUUUACAGCUUCCCUCUCCUUCCUCUUUCAUUUUAUGAAUGUAUCAUACUGAGAAAUACUGUAAAAAUUGUGACCAUAAAAAAUUAUUCUAAUAAAGAGUGGACAAGC
Neolamprologus brichardi is the source of this 6986-nucleotide messenger RNA. Its product is annotated as sodium-dependent neutral amino acid transporter SLC6A17-like. Gene Ontology annotation, cellular component: synaptic vesicle; plasma membrane. Lineage: Eukaryota; Metazoa; Chordata; Actinopteri; Cichliformes; Cichlidae. Gene Ontology annotation, biological process: sodium ion transmembrane transport; glycine transport; proline transport. The record is from RefSeq and is a predicted model, not a curated record.